UUUACGGCUUCCGAUUGCUUUGCGGCUCUUCUUGCUUUUCGACUUGAUUUACGGCUCCACCUCCUGCCCUCCCCCACACCUUCAAAUUAGCGCUGUGGGUUAGGACCUUCUUCCCAGGGCCCCUUGCGUUUCUUUCCCAGUCGCCCCUGCGCGGUCUCUAGCUAAGCCCCCUUGCGCGUUUUCAAAGCUCUGAUCGAGCUCGCUCCUUGCGUGCACCGCGCGCUGCCUGAGGCGCAGUUGGGAUAAGAGUUUGAAAAAUAUCUCCACCAGAAAGUGAUGUUUGUUUUUAUACUUACAGGUAAUUUGAAGCUUGUAGUAUUUUCAGUCUUCUAAUUAUGUUGAAGAUAUGGAAUGUUUUGUGGUUUUCUUUGUUCCUCUUUUUGGUUUGUAUAGUUUUCAGAGGAUGUGUUAGGAUGUUUGAAUUUAUGUAGCUGCCAAAACCUUGGCUAUCUAGGAAGUCUUUCCUAACAUUUUAUUUUGAAAGAUUUGAAGCCUUCAGGAAAAUUGUCCCAUCAAUGCCUGCAUAUCCUUUGCCUAGAUUCAUAAGUUUGUCACUUUUGUUUUAUCUGUUUCUCUUCUUCUCUUUACCCACAUGUGUGUGCACAUACACAAUCUUUAUCAGUUGAACGGAUUGAGAGUAAGCUGCAGAAAACAUGGUGCUUCACUCCAGUACUUUAUCAUAUAUCUCGUAUUAAGGUCAUUCUCUUAACUGUGAUACAAGUACCACACUUAGUAAGUUUAACACUGAUACAAUACUCUCAUCUUAUAUCUAGUCCUUCAUCAGAUUUCUCCCUAUGUCUUAAUAAUGUCCUUUAUAGCAGCAGUCCCCAACCUUUUUGGCAGCAGGGACUGGUUUCAUGGAUGACAAUUUUUCCAUGGUUGGGGUGGGUGGGGCUCAGGCGGUGGUACAGGGCUGGGCCAUGGAUCGGGCUUGGGCACCACAGCUUUAUAGAUUUUUCCCCUGAUCUGAAAUUUCAUCAGGGACCACACAGUGUAUUUAGUUGUCUUAUCUCUUUAGUCUCCUUUAAUAUAGAAGAGUUCACAAGCCCUUCUGUUUAUUUUUUGAGAUGUUGGACAUUUUCGAAGAGUAGAGGCCAAUUGCCUUGCAGAUUUGAACUUAUUUCCUCAGGAUUCGAUUGGUGGGAAUACUCCUGAGUGACGCUGUGACCUUCUCAGAGCGUCAGUCAGGAAGCACGUGAUGUGGCUGUCAUUGUUGGCAUUAAGUGUGAUUACUUGAUUAAGGUGGUGUCUGCCAGAUUUCUCUAUUGUAAAGUUAUCUUUUGCCCCUCUCCACUUUUUACCCCCAAGUGCAAGUAGUUUAUUUGGAGAUGACCCUAGGACAAUUGGUAGAGGACAGGGAAAGCGUGACGGGAAAGGACAGGCAGUCAACAGAGUGUGAGUCAUCCAGCCAGCCACCAAGGUUAGGUAGCCAAACCUAAUUCCCCUGGGGAACUUUGGAGCCAAUGUAGAGCUCAUGGCUUGGUGGCACCCCAAAGAAGGGGUAAGAAAUCUGGGGUGUUUAAAUGCUAGCUCCUGUCAGUCACUCUGUAAAAGCUGAUCCCAGGGAACAUUAGUUGUCUGGCACUUCCCACUUGCCAUGAGCAGGUGCAAAAUAGGCUCUGAGUAGCAACAAAGGCUCUCAGGGAGAGAGAUCAGAUGUUGGCGCUUGGAAGUCAGGCCAGGGUGUGGUGCCGUGGUGAGAGCUGAUGGGGUAACUGGCAGGGCAGCUCUAGUGUCUGCUAUACAUGGUACCCCAGAACCUAGAGCUUGAGGCAAAAUCCUUUUUUCAGGAAGUGCAAUUUCAGAAGCAGAGGUGAGGGAAUGGGAGUUAGGGGAGAAGGAAGGUUAAGUCUUAAGGUUAAGAAGGAAGUUCAAGGGUGUACUUCCAAGUUGGCCACCCCUUGGUAUAAGUCCAGUUGCAAGCAAUCUCCUAAGCUGUCUCCCGGGAGGACGUGUAAAGUACUGCAUUCCAGGACAGCCAAUCCAAGGGAAGGAAGGAGCAGGACGUACUCCUCAGCUUCUGCGUCUCAUUGGAGAAAGAGGCCAAGUGGAAUUGACAUGUCUGGGGCUGAGGAAGCGAUCUUCGGAGCCAGUGACCGCCGUCCUGUUGGUGGCAGCCCUGUGCUAUGCUUCGGACAGUGCCAGUACACGGCAGAGGAAUACCAGGCCAUUCAGAGUGCGCUGAGGCAGAGGCUGGGCCCGGAAUACAUAAGUAGCCGCGUGGCUGGAGGAGGCCAGAAGGUGUGUUAUAUUGAGGGUCACAAGGUAAUUAGUCUCGCCAACGAGAUGUUUGGCUACAAUGGCUGGGCACACUCGGUCACACAGCAGAACGUGGAUUUUGUCGACCUCAACAACGGCAAGUUCUACGUGGGGGUCUGCGCGUUCGUGCGGGUGCAGCUGAAGGAUGGUUCAUACCAUGAAGACGUGGGUUAUGGUGUCAGUGAGGGCCUCAAGUCCAAGGCUUUGUCUUUGGAGAAGGCGAGGAAGGAGGCAGUGACAGACGGGCUGAAGCGGGCCCUCAGGAGUUUUGGGAAUGCACUUGGAAAUUGUAUCCUGGACAAAGACUAUCUGAGGUCACUAAAUAAGCUUCCACGCCAGUUGCCUCUGGAAGUAGAUUUAACUAAAGCAAAGAGACAAGAUUUUGAACCCUCUGUGGAACAGGCAAGAUAUAACAGCUGUCAACCAAACAUGAUGUUGGGACACCCAAAACCACAGCAAGUGACCUCCCCUUGCAGACCUCGCCACCCAGAUGAUCCCCACAUUGUGAUACAGGAGGAAAAGGACUGCAGCCCUCGACACCUGACCUCGGCCACUGUGGAGAAUGAUGCCACUUACCAGCGGAAGCUCCGGCAAAAGCGGCUGCAGCAGCAGUUCCGGGAGCAAAUGGAGAGACAGCAGCAAGUUGAAGUAUCUCCCCCAUCAGUUGAAAAGAAGAGUGAGGAGAAUCUUGAUAAUCUUGAAAUGUGGGAUCUGACUCCAGAUGGAUUGGACAGUGCUAUCAAGCCCUUGUUUGGACCAGAACCACCCCAGACAUCUGAGACACUAGCAUUGAACAACCAGAUGGUGACCUGGAACAGGACCCCACACAAUGCUUGCCACCAGAAACCACAAGCAAAAUCUAGACCCUGGCAACCCCAAACUUACAGCACUAACCAGCAUGUAACAGGUCUCCAUGCUUUUAAUGUUGUCCACAUAAGGACUGUAACACAUCAUGAUAGGAACAAGGUUGCAGUAGUGCUUUUUACUACUUCUAUCCAUCGAGACUACCAUCUUCAUCUAAUAUUUAAUAUAAUCUCUAAUUUUUGGGUUUAUGACAUCAUAAUCCUACAUUAUUUCAAGACCAACAUUUUUGCUAAGCAAGGAAAAGGCAUUUUCAGAAAGCAAAUCCUCUAUUUUAACAAAAUGGAAAAUAUUGUACAGGCUGAAUACCCCUUGUCUAAAAUGCAUGAGACCAGAGGUGUUUUGGAUUUUGAAAUAUUUGCCUAUACAUUGAGAUAUCUUGGGGAUGGGAACAAGUCUAAAAUGAAAUUCAUUUGUGUUUCAUAUAUAUCUUAUACACAUAGUCUGAAGGUGAUUUUAUAUAAUAUUUUACAUAAUUUUGUGCACAAAACAAAGUUUGUGUGCAAGAUAUGUUGCAGCUGGGGCUGGGAGGGUUUUUACCCUCGGGGCUGAAUAAACUGUUUUGUGUGUCUGUUUUGACUACAACCUGUCACAUGUGGUCAGGGGUGGAAUUUCCCACUUGUGGCAUCAUGUGGUACUCAAAAAGUUUUGGCUUUGGGAGCAUUUGGAUUUUGGAUUAGGGAUGCUCAAACACUAACUGCUUUCAUUUCCCAUUUCAGAUGUGAGAUGUAAUCUACCUUAACAGAAAUUGGUUUUACAGUGUUUAGAUCAGGCGCCCUCAAACUAUGGCAUGCGGGCCACAUGCCGCCCGCCUAAGACAUUUAUCCGGCCCGCCGGGUAUUUUUGCCACUGCUGCCUGUCCUGCUUAGC
Messenger RNA from Microcebus murinus (gray mouse lemur), 3990 nucleotides. The record is from RefSeq and is a predicted model, not a curated record. Lineage: Eukaryota; Metazoa; Chordata; Mammalia; Primates; Cheirogaleidae.